UCACAGUCGUCCCCGGUCAGAUGGUGAUUUUUCUCUCCGCGCUGCGCUGCGCCGCGUCGCUUCGUCCUCGCGUGCAUCACGCUCCCUUUUUUACUUGCCUUUUCCUGCGCCACGUGCAUUCGGUCGCCCAUGCGACAACGUGGCGGUGACUGCCGUGCCGCGCGCGCCGCACGUUCUCACCUGCGAUUGGUCGGCGGACGGGGGCUCGGCGGAGGCACGUUCGGGCUCGUUUAAAAAUAAAUGAAAGCCCGUGUCUCUACGUCUCUCUACGUGUCGCGCGGCGCGGUGCGGCGCGGCUCGACUCGACUCGACUCGGCUGCGAUUGAAACGGCCACUGCACUCCGGGAUUAAAAGGCCGGGCCGAAGCGCAGUCGUCGUUCGUGCGCAUCGCGUGUGCGUGCGUGCGUGCGUGUACAUGUGUGAAAUACGCGCACGACGUACGGUGGAUCGUCCGUUUUCGUUUUCGUCUUCGUCAAUCGUGCGUACGCGACCGCGUAUCCCCGCAGCUCGCUCGCUCGCUCGCUCGCAGUUCUCGUUGCGUGCGCGAUGACGCGCUCACAGACAGACACGUGCUCGUGUUCGACACGAGCGGUUCGCGUCGCGAGUAAAUAACAAGUACGUCGCCAGGCCGUCCCUACCCCGGUGGAGCCUGCGAGUAACCUGCGUACUGCGCGCUAAUGCUCCGCCGCGCAAGAACGGACGAACCUAACCUCCAAUAAGUCGCUGGGUUUUGCGCGCGAUCUCGUGUCUUCGUCAUUGUGUGACUCGGCCGUUUCGCCAUCGCCUUUUUCACGCCGCGUUUGAGCGACCCUUGUCGCCCAUCGCACUCAUCAGCUUUUUGCGUCGCGGUCGCGACCGAGUGAGGUGCGCACAUACACACACAUACACAGAGACAGACGCCACUCUGUCGAAACGUGCGUCGCGACGUUUCCUCGGAGAGCAGAUAGCGGACAGGUCGUGAUUGCGCGAACAUCCGCGCGCGCGAUCCGACCGAUUGGCGAUCCGUCGUCGACUUCUUCGACCAUGGCGCAUCGUGGAGAACGUCGACGAUGAAGCGCGGUGGAGACUAGGAUAUGCUGUAAGUGAGAGAGAGCCGUAACGAGACGUGGGUGUCUCUUUCGCUCUUGCUUGCCUAGGACGAGCUGAGCGUCGAGUCGGAGAGACGACUGAGAGAUGAGGAUCAUCUCCGUGGUAGCGCAGCGCGCACCGCUCUUUCGCCGCGCGUUUCUUUAAUAACGUGCGCGAUGUAAAAGUGCGAUGCUAUCAGUUAACUUCUAACCUACGCGAGGAUAAGUGAACGCGUAUAUUUGUCGCAUAAACGUGGGACUGCGAGUCUCCAUGUGGAGGCAGAUGACGUUUCAGCCUGACGGUUGAAUCUGUGCGAUACGUCAGUUGCGCAAUGACGAACGGCGAUAAUCGAAGAAAAAUAUGUCAGCCGGCAGUGGUGCGAUCGUUACUAAUCGGGGGAUGUCACUCGGACGGACGUAGGUGAAAUGGCUCGCAGUUUGCCGGACAGGGUGGCCGGGGCCUACUAUGCCCACGGCCUGUUCCUCUCGUCCCAUCCUUUCACCACAAUCUCAUUAGCGCUAUCGGUUAUCAUGAUGUGCUGUUAUCCGCUUCUCAAUCUGCCCAUGCCGGGCAACGUCCCGAAGACCGUGAUUAACCAUACUGUUAUACCAGUCAAUGGCACGGAAACUUCAGUAUUGUACGUUCAGCAAGUAGUGCUCAGGAUCGGCGUGGUACCUUGGGUCGAAGAUCUGACGCUCAUGGACGCCUUCAGAGGGCCUCUGUACGAGGUGUUCAAUCUCUUGGAAAUUAUACAGAAUUAUCAACACCCAGAUACACUGAAGACACUGGGCCAAGUGUGCCUGCACAUUGAAGCAGUGAAGAAGAGAAAUGGAAAGAAACCAGAGGUUCUACCAGAAUACAAUUGCCUUGUGCUGUCACCCGCAAAUCUCUGGCAGCAAAGUAUAGAGUUGUUCUCUCAAGAUACAAAUCUCAUCAAUACAAUAUUUUCUUAUCAGAAUUUUCAAAAAGGUAAAAUAAGUCUCGCAGAAGUGAUGUUUGGAAUGAACCUGAAGGAAACUGGCGUAAAGAGAUAUCCUAUCCGGAUUCGCCAGAGAGUUCUCCAAUACGCUGUCACUAUAUAUUUGAAGGAAUAUGAUCACGAAUUUAUAAAGGGAUUGCAGCAACAACUGAACAGCUAUUACAAACUUCACCAGAACGUCGAUAAUGCCACGAUUGCGGACGCGCAAGACGAGAUGCUGCAUGUCUUCUAUCCCGGGGAAUUCAACUAUUUCGAGUUCUUCCCGUUAGCGAUGGCUUUACUCGUGAUAUUUUUCUACGUGUAUUACUCAGUGCGGAAAAUAGAAUUGCUGAAAUCGAAAAUUGGCAUCGCUUUCAGUGCUAGCAUGACAGUGAUGGGCUCUCUGUCUAUGACUAUGGGUGUGUGCUUCUUCUUUGGUCUAACUCUCAGCAUGAGCUACAAAGAAGUGCUGCCGCACCUGAUGAUCGUCAGCCUCGAGAACGUGCUGGUGUUGACCAAGAGCGUCAUCAAUAUACCCGCGCACUUGGACGUGAAGAUACGCUUCGCGCAGGGUCUGUCGAAGGAGGGAUGGUCCAUCACGAAGACCCUGCUGAAGGAAGUGACAAUCUUCACCAUCGGACUGUUCACCUUUGUGCCCGUUAUUCAAAAGUUCUGCAUAUCCGCCAUGAUCGGACUAGUGAGUGACUUCUUCUUGCAAAUGGUAUUCUACUCGACGGUCCUGGCGAUUGAUAUCCGACGGACGGUACUGUCCAGCGAAAACUCGGCCAAGUUUCACUUAUCGCACAUUCCAACGUCGCGCAAACAACAAUUCACCACCACCAUCACCAACAGAAAGCCUCACAUAUUCCGCUCAAAGUCUCAUCCCAAGUUAAACGGCUUAUACGCCGGUCCAACCAACGUCAUCGCUCCGAAUACACAAAACACUCAUACAACGAGCAAGAUCCCAAAGCGCUUGAGACUGGUGAAUUUCUGGGCACGCACACGUAUCUUUCAACAUAUGUUCAUGGUGUACAUGGUCGUGUGGAUCAGCACAAUCAUCUAUGACUCUGGCAUCGUCGAGCACUUGAUACAUCUGAGCGAAACGUUGAAACCAGAAAGUGACAUUGACGGCUAUACAAUAGACCGACCUCAAUCAUUGAGCAAUUAUGUCGAAUUAAACACUGUCACGCCUGUUUCUGUGCCAACCGCCACCAUCAACCCCGCUCAUCUUAACGAACAGGACCUGAUCAACAAUGCUACUGAGGAACUGAACAAGUUAAAACCCGUCAAUUUUCCACCUUGGAAUCGUCUGUCGCUAUAUCAUUGGUCCUCGAUCUUAGCGAUGUACAACGUCUCGAUCGCCGGCGGCCGGGUGACUAUAUUACCGGCGAUCAAACUGUCACACGCAAUGAAUCCGCAAUUUGUUAAGCAGAUUAGCAACCCAAAUGAUGCUCAGCAUUUCCAAUGGCAGAGUCUCGCCACCGCCGCGUUCGAUCCUCUCGAUUUCUCUGAUAUGGAGGUACCGUCCAGAUCAGAGGGACGCGUGUUUAAUACGGAUGCGCCUUUUGUACCAUCGAGUCCGAUGGAGAUAUUUUUGGCCGCUCUGCUGUGUCUCAUUAGCGUCAUCGUCGUCGCGUACAUGAUGGUCGUGCUCUAUCGUUGCAUCUGCUCUCGAAAUUACGCGGAGUGGCGGACCAGCUGGCAUAAGCAAGACAAGACGCAAGACUCGGUCACUCAGCUGGUGCUAGAGGCGGUGCCCUUGGUGCUCGAAGGGCACACGCAGGAAGUGGAGUGCAUAGCGACCGAUGGUAACACCAUCGCCAGCACGUGUCUGGCGGGACACAUCAGAGUGUGGGACUCGAUCUCGGGCGAGCAACUGGCGCAUAUCGACAGACGGCAAUUCUUCAGCAGCCCGCAGAAGAUCCCGAGUCACACCUCGCCGGACGCGGACGAGCUCAUGUCGGACUACGAGAGCGGCUCGCCGCCAUCCAGGGGGGAGAUGGAAGCGACCAAUUCGAUGAUACUUUACAUGCCGACCUCGGGGAUAUAUCAGCGCAAGCUGUCUCCCGCUUACAACGCACAAGGAAUUAACGGCAGCAGCAACAACAAUAACAACAACCACCACAAGCGACGAUCUAUACCAAACACCUUGGACUACGAGUAUCAAAUCAACGAAAUGCCCAGCGGCAAGCAAGUCUGGCUACGUCGGAGUCUGGAUAGCACCUACGAUAUCCCCGAUCUCAAGUCAACGGUCGACGUCAAAUUCUCAUCGAUGAAAUUUACACCCAACCAACAGAAUUACGAUCAAGGCUUCGAUUUUGGGGAACGCUACAGAGCCUUGUUGGAGAAGCACAACAGGCUGCUCGAAGAGAUACAAAUGUCCAGAAAUAGAGAGCAACCGAGCAUACCUGUUACCGCCAGACCGAGCAACCGCGGUCUGGUCGACAGCGCGUCCUCCAUAAAUACCGAUAGAGUGACGCGAAUGUCGCACGUCAUAUCCGCGAUUUGGUGUAUGGAUUAUCAAGAGAAUCUUAUAGUGGUGGGAUGCGCCAACGGCAGUCUAGAAUUUUGGGAGGGCACGACUGGUAGAUUCAAGUGUCUAUUCGACGAUGGAUCAGAACUUGGGAUCACCGCUGUCAAGCUGAUCGGCAGCAGAGUAGUCGCGGCCAAACUGAACGGCACCCUCGACUUUCUACAGCUCGAGAGCUACAGCGAAGGCCAUCAGAUCGAUUGGGGUUUUACGUCUUACAGAAGAACUCAUGUGCGAACGGGUAGCGCCGGUUCGCCCAUGGAUCUGAACAACGGUAUGCAGACAGAGGAAGAUCUGCGUUGCAUAAAAAUUGGUACGCAGAGAGCGCAUCAGCAGGUGAUCACCGUUCUAGACAGCGAUCACGGGCACGUUAUAACGGGUAGCCAAGAUCAUGUCUUGAAAGUACAUAGUUUAGAGGAUCAGCGGCUUGAGUACACUUUCCACGGGCAUUUGGGCCCAAUAUCGUGCCUCUUCAUCGACAGGUUAUGUUCCUCAACAUUCGGUAGUGGGUCUCAAGACGGAUCGUUGUGCGUGUGGGAGCUCAAUGGGAGAACAGGAACAUGCGUGUAUAGUAUUCAAGCCCACGAUGGUGCUAUAGCUGCUGCGACGUGUUCCGUGUCAUAUGUGAUAAGUAUCGGCACGGAUGAAAGAUUGUGCGUAUGGGAACGCUUCCAGGGUCACUUGCUGCAUACGUUGCCGGCACACAGAGCAGCUUACAGUUUACAACUAGUAAUGUUGACGCAUCACCUUCUCAUAACCAGCAAUCAGGGAUCAUUAGUGGUCUGGGACGUGAGAACGGGUGAACCAGUACGGGAAGUGAGAUUGGGUCAUAAAGAUAGUUGCAUUUUUGUGAAACAAAUGCUGGCGCUGAGGGACAGCGUCGUUUGCGACUUUGGUCGGCAGUUGAGAAUAGUCAGAUUUCCAUUGGUCUCCGAUAAGAUGGACUAAUUUCUCCGUAUGCACAUGUACAUAGUGGUUUCUCUUUGUUUAACAUUAUCACCCGAGAGAAAAAGUGAGAGAGAGAGAGAGAGAGAGAGAGAGAG
Harpegnathos saltator (Jerdon's jumping ant) is the source of this 5599-nucleotide messenger RNA. It is a transcript of the gene SCAP, whose product is annotated as SREBP cleavage activating protein. The transcript is spliced from 13 exons. Gene Ontology annotation, biological process: SREBP signaling pathway; regulation of cholesterol biosynthetic process. Bases 1494 to 5504 code for a protein of 1336 amino acids. Gene Ontology annotation, molecular function: protein binding; sterol binding. The record is from RefSeq and is a predicted model, not a curated record. Gene Ontology annotation, cellular component: SREBP-SCAP complex; endoplasmic reticulum membrane; Golgi membrane. NCBI's taxonomy places the organism in Eukaryota, Metazoa, Arthropoda, Insecta, Hymenoptera, Formicidae.